Molecule: messenger RNA, 3704 nt
Organism: Porites evermanni
Lineage: Eukaryota; Metazoa; Cnidaria; Anthozoa; Scleractinia; Poritidae
Source: the annotation of a GenBank genome assembly
AUGAGUUGCUGUCGUCGAUUAUCCAAAGAGCAAAGCCCAUCUACAGUCUUAAAUAUACAGGACGAUGAUCCCGAUACAACAGAACCAAGAGAGAAUGAUCAUUCUCUCUUGACAGAACCCAACGCCAGGGCGCUGCUACAUUGCUGCACUCGCUCAUACUUCUUCUUCGCUGGGCAGUGGUUUUGGCCUGCAGAAGAGUUUAUCACAAAGAACAACCUUCCACGAAAACUAUGUAGAAUCGCAUACGCCAUUUGGCAGGUGUUAGUUGUGCUCAUAAUGUGGUCCUACUUCCUGUACUCGAUGGGAUUUUUCACACUGCGAACCAUUGAGGAAGUCGAUUGGCUGUGCCCGCUAACAGACAUCAAGAACAUGGCUCACGGUUUAUGUUGGAUAGUAAAUCACCACACGGGACUCCUAUUUUUCUUGUUUGGCAACUUUGAAAAGCUUCUGGAGCGGCUAAGCAUCACCAAGGAUGAGGUAAGUUUCCCGGGAACGGGGAAGUGGGGGGGGGGGGGGGGGGNUUAAUUCAAGUGGAAGCUACGGCGCAAUACUUUCCUGUGGUAUUGUUUAUUACGCUAUACAAGGUGCAUGGUUCUAACUUUCUCGUGAUAUGUGUAAUAAACAGCUCACGUCAUAGAAGGUGCUUUAUACGGGGUUAUAUUCACGAGUUGUUUGUGUCAAAAGCCCUCACUCGCUCGUACCUCGCUCGUUCGGGUUUUGUAGACUGCUUGCAGUCCGCCUUUUCUCUUAAAAUCCGUCCAGUUCUUAUCUCAUCCAGCGCGAUUGCAAACCACGAUACGCGACAAGCGGCCUCGCCGCUCGCGUGCUUAGGUUUGGCGUGCAGUAACUUUGCAAAGAAAAAUAAGAGACUGCUCGCAGUCCGGGGUUUUGACACAAACAACUCGUGAAUAUAACCCCAUACAAAGGACUUUCUAUGACGUGAGCUGUUUAUUACACAUAUCACGAGAAUUUUCACUGAAAUAGUUUUCUUAAUGUAACACAUAUUAGUAACAGCAAAUCACAAAUAGUAGAACCAAAUGAAAAUUUAAUAGUAAUGGCAAAUCUCUUAACACAUUCUAAGUCCUCAUCGAAAAAUGAAUAAAGGUCGUGCUGAACAGAAAAUGCACUUACAAAAGUUUAAUCUAAGUACGUCACAGACCUCAACGAUGUGGGCUCGUAUUAUUGUUCGCCGUCUUUCUUUCGAUUGAAGUAGAAAAUUGGCGAUUAACACGUCGAGAUCUCUUGUAUCAUUAUUUUCCAACUCUCACAGCUCGCUCCUUCAAACUAACUACUUUAUCAACAACGAAACAUCUCUCUGUGUUUUGCUUUAUGUGUUCUUGUUGUUGUUGUUGUUUUUUUUUGAUGCUACACAAACUCUUCUAAGGAGCAACCAACCGACAAAAACCUGUUAUAGUUUACCUUCGUUCCCGGCAUUUUGUGUUAAUAAAUUUGGAGGCGUCGCUAGAAAGCCACCAAAUCUGGAAAGCCAUAAACGAUGAACUACUCUGAUUUGGCUCAGAAAGGCAUUUAUGCUGUCGUUGAUUGCACCGCCGUAGCCAGUAUGAGGCGAACCGAGGCACUCGCCUCGGUAAAAUUUUACCAAAUACUGUCGAUUUUUAUUUUUUUUAUCAGACUGAUAAUAUUAGAAGAUUUCAUACGGCUGAUUUCGUACAACGGACCGUGUGUUCGCCUCGGUUGUAGUUUCUUCCUGGCUACGGCCCUGGAUUGGUUAUGCUUCCACAUGUGAAAACAGCUGCAUGUACGCCAUUCUGAUUGGCUGUACAAGCUUUUCUCACAUGUGGAAAAUAAAGUGUAUAGAUUUCUACAAAUAAGCUUUACGAAAUAGAAUUCUCGUAAUACUUGUAAUAAAAAGUGGCUCUAACUUUGAGUCUUUGGAUGAAAUCAUUAAGUGUGACAAUUCAAGUGAAAGCUACUGAGCAGUACUUUCCUGUGGUACUAUUUAUUAUGCCGUACAAGGUGGCUCUAACUUUUGAGUCUGUGGAUGAAAUCCUAAAGUGUAACCAUUCAAAUGAAAGCUACUGAGCAGUACUUUCUUGUGGUACUGUUUAUUAUGCUGUACAAGGUGGUUCUAACUUUCGAGUCGGUGGAUGUAAUCCUCAGCGUGACCAUUCAAAUAAAAGCUAUUGAGUAGUACCUUGCGGUAAUCACAGACUAGAUAAGUCGUGGAACUGGUUCGUUAAGAGUAGUAUCCCAGGGGCCCUCUCGCCCGUUCUUGAAAACUUUCGCUGCCGUUUUCCCUGACGCAACUAAGGCAGACCAACUAACUGCCCCCAAGUCUCCGAGGAUAUAUUACGCCAGAAAGAGGGUUCUGCCCUUUCAAAGACUGACUCAUCCACUAUUGGAAUAUCCUUGUGCUGUUCGCGUUUUGUUUUACGGAAUUAAAUUAAAGGCAAGACGUUUUCUUUAUUACUAGGCACCUAAUUUAGUCAUUUCGCAAUUGUUUUUUCAAUAUCUAGGUACGCAGAAGAGCUUCGUCCCACUCGAUCUCUGUUUUCGUGGUAAAUUCUGUGCUUUGGCUAUUUGUCGUCCCAAUAAGUUUGCACGCCACGCAAAUGUUGAUGCCAGAAUUUUUGCCAGUGCCAAGAUACACAGAUGGAAAGAUCACGGGGACCAAUAACAGCUUCCCAGCCAUACAAGUAGCUUUUGAUGUUUUCUUUUAUGCAGCCAGUCGCGGUUUUUCGCUGCCCAUUUUCUACGCGUUUCUUUACUUGAUGUUAUUUCUGUGCUGCGAAGUGGACAAAUUCAAAGCCGAGCUUGGAAGCGGUCUCUAUCCAAGCGAAGAAGAAGCCAGUAACAAAGCCACACAGAUAAACACGUUGAUCAAACAGACAGAAGAGGCCUUCCGUUUUUUUCUCACCUUGUACAUAGCCAUGCUCUUGUUGUCAUCAGCGCUGGAAAUUUUCUCCAUCGUGGAAAAAGCCGAAACCGUGAUAACGGUAAACCACACCGUUCACGAAAUACCUUCGAGCGCUUUGGCCAGCGUACAAACCUUAAAUAUUGGGUCAAAAAGUUUGAUGGCUUUUCCUCACAGGUAGGUUUUAAUUAUAAAUCUCAUACAAUUCCUAAGGCUGUGUUCAAAUUAUACUGGAUACCGUGGCUUUUCGCGGCUUUAAGAAAAGCGAUCCGGUAUAUAUAGUAUAAACAACAACGUCUCGGUUCCACGGAAUUAAAGCUAGUAUUAGUACGAACAAGUUACGCUGUGAACUCCUAUCCACAGGUUAACCGGCAAACGUACAAUUCUAAUUGUAUUUCCCCCCUCAAAUCACACCGUGGGAAUGUCUGGAGGUGAAGGACUCAUAUCAAAGAUUCUUGUUGAUCAGUACAAGAUCACUACGCAAGAAAUCGUGGUGACAGCUGUGUUGGACAUAACAGAAAACGUGGUACUGUACGCCUUUCCACUCUACCAGAUGUCUGUUCUCAAACGUUGUUUGAAAAGAGUCCUAGAGAUGGUAGAAGACAGCAAAUAUGGAGCACCGCAAAACCCUAACAGGAUUUUUAGAACACGACAAGAGAAGAAAGACUUCACGAAAUGGUUCCGCAAUAGGUGCAUUUCUGGUAUUACAGUUCUUGGUAGAGAAGUGAGUUUUCUCUGGACCCUGGUGUUGACCUUCUUUGGUCCCUUUGUAGUGGUGGUGGUAAAUUUGAUGUUCAAGCACAUUCACGUCGAAUCUCCUUGGCAUUAA